UUCACUUUCACUUUCCCUGGAAUUUCCUCUCUUCUUUAGAUAAGUGAGGAGAAGGGACAGAGUCCUGUAACAGGAGACGGAGCCGAGAGAAGAGAAGACAUUUAUUCUACUUCUUAUAGAAGAAGAAGUGAUCCCACCAAAUCCACAUCAAUAACUGCUCAAUUUUGACAUAAAGAUGGGGCUGACAUUAAUGGAGGUCCUGGUGAGGGCUCUGAAGAAGCUGGAAGACUUAAGUUUCCAGAGAUUCAUAGAGAAGCUGAGUGUCUGGGAAGUCAGAGAAGAAUAUAAGGAAAUUCCUAACGAUGAGCUGACUGGGAAAGAACCAGAAAAAGUCGCUGGUCUCAUCAAUACAUAUUACAGAUAUGCCUAUGGGGCUGAGCUGACCAUGGCUGUUCUAGAGGAUAUAGAUGAGAAGAAAGUCCGGGAAGAACUCCAGCAGGACCUAAGGAUCGUGGAUAUUCCAGGACAUGGACUUGGAACAGCAAUGUUUACAGACAAGGUAAACUUUAUAGACAAUCACCGAUCAGAGCUUAUAAGAAGGAUGACAGAUGUAGAUCCAGUUCUAAAUGACCUCCAGGACCAAGGUCUCCUGACUCGGGAACAAUAUAAUGACGUGAUGGAAAACAUAACUUUAGAGGAGAAGAUGGAAGAUCUGUGUGCUAUUAUCAGACACUUGGAGGAUACUGAGAAGUACACGGCUUAUACAGUGCUCGAAGAACACAAUGAAAGACUCGUAAAAGGCUUGGAAACAGAGGACACAAAGUGGGGAGAUCUUUGGCCAUGUGUCACGGAGGAAGAAGGGAAGCAACACCAGAAACCACCCAACCCUAUUUUAAGAAUGGGGCUGACAUUACAGGAGGUCCUGAUAAGGACUCUGAAGAAGCUGGAGGAGUCAAGUUUCCAGAGAUUCAUAAAGAAUCUGAGUGUCUGGGAAGCCAGAGAAGAAUAUGAAUAUGAAAAUAUUCCAAAAAAUGAACUGACUGGAAAGAAUCCAGAACACAUUGCUGGUCUGAUCAAUACAUAUUACAAAUAUGCCUAUGGGGCUGAGGUGACACUAGCUAUUCUGGAGGACAUAGAUGAGAAGAAGGUCCGAGAAGAGCUCCAGCAGGAGCUAAAGGAAGUAGAUAUUCUACGACAAGGACUUGGAACCAGAAUGUUUACAGACAGGGUAAACUUUAUAUGCUAUGACAGAUUAGAUUUAGAUCUUAUGAUGGCGCUAAUUGAUACAAAUUCAGUUCUACAUGAUCUCCGGGACCAGGAUCUACUGACUCAGGAUCAGUUCAAUGAUGUGGUGGAAAAGGAGACCUGGAACGAUCUGUAUGAUAUUAUCAGAACCUGGGAGGACACUGAGAAGUAUAUGGCUCAUACGGUUCUUAAAAAAUAUUCCAGUGGUGUACAUCACUUUCUGGUCAGACACACAAAUGACCUGAUUUGUAUUAUAAAGGAAGUAAAUCCGGUUGUAGAGGACCUCCGAUCCAAUCAUCUACUGGCUGAAAAUCAGUAUGCAGAUUUACAAGCGAUGACCACACCUGCAGAACAGAUGAGACUUCUAUGUGCUAUUGUCCAGCAUCAGUUAGAUAAAGUGAAGGAUCAAUUCUACAUUUCUCUCUGGAGAUACAACUACACAGCCAUCACUGACUUCGAAAAAUCCAAACCAUGGUCAAGCACUGUCUUCAGCAACGAUCUACAGGACGGCACAGGAUCUUCAGAAUUAUUCUAUUCAGCUGGUGAUCCUGCGAGAAAUAAGAAGGAGCUGACUCAGGAUAUGCACUAUAUUCCUCCAGUUAUGGGAGCCUCAUUAACAUUAGGAGAACCCGCAACUAGGUUUCUGGAAAGGCACCGUUUGGAUCUGAUCAGUAGGGUGAUCAUGGUAGAUCCAACUCUAGAUGAUCUCUAUGAACAAGGUUUGCUAGGAGACAAGCAGUAUGAUCUUUUGCGACGUGAACCUUCCAUCAGAAAGAAGAUGACCGAGCUCCUGGACAUUGCGAGCGACUGGGAGGAGAACUCCAAUAAGAAGCUCUAUACAUCUCUGCGCGCAUGCAACCGCUCUGUAAUUAAGGAUCUUAAGAGAGCGGAUAGGCAGAUGAUUACAGGAUCAAACUUAUCCUCUUCGGGUAUUUGGUCUGGAAGUCACUCAAAAAGAUCAACUUUUGCCAGAAAUGACAACUUAAAAUACAAGGAAGCACGAGAAUAUGUACAGUCUGAAACUCAAAACUGUUCACCGGAUGAUGACUACUUGGAUUUCGGAGGAAGAGAUGCACAGUCUGAAACUCAAAACUGUUCACCGGAUGAUGACUACUUGGAUUUCGGAGGAAGAGAUACACAGUCUGACCCUCAUGAAAAUUAUGAUCUCUUCAGAAAUGAGGAUUCUGAUUUCGCCUUGAAUCCAUAUCAAAAAGAACGUAAGCAUUUUGUUGAUGAGCACUGCUGGGAUCUAAUUCGAAGGAUAAUCAUGGUGGAUCCAGUUCUAGACGAUCUCCAGGAACAAAAUCUUGUAACGCAGGAACAGUACGAUGCCUUAAUGAAAUUGAAAACUCCCCAAAAGAAGAUGAUAGAUCUAUAUGAUAUUGUGAGGUUCUGGACAAACCUGAAAAAGGACCAGGUUUAUCUGGCUCUGAGACAACACAACCCAGCAUUCAUCCGAGUGCUAGAGAAAUCUGACCAAAUGCUGAAAUCGCGUAACAGAAAUAAGGGGUCCUACUAUAUGAAGCUCACCCUUGACUUGGAGACAGGUUCUUCUGCUGGAGAACAUUUUCUGGACAAGAAUAAAUCAGGACUGAUAAAUGUAAUGAGCACAGCGGAUCCAGUGGUGGAGGACCUCAGAGAAGAAGGCCUGCUGACAGAAGAACAGUAUCACAAUAUUCUACUGAAAGAAACUUCUAAAGAGAAGAUGGCAGAGAUCUAUAAUAUCACUGAUAGCUUUGAUAAUGUAAAGAAGGAUAAAGUGUAUUUAGCUCUCAGGACACACAACCGCUCACACAUCAGAGUUAUGGAGAGAAUUAGCAAUCCAUCACUGUCUGUGUCUGAAAACUCAGGAGAUGCAGUAAAAUAUAUCGAUCUUGGGCCUGAGGAAAAGGACAAUCACACAGUUUGGAAGGUUCCUGGGUCUAUUAUAUUCACCAUAAUCUGUUGCAUCUGCAAGGAGAUGUACAAAACUCCUGUAACAUUGAUCUGUGGCCAUAACUACUGCCUGGAAUGUAUUGAUAAGACCUGGAACAAUCAGGAUAGUGAUGAUACGUCCUGUCCCAUCUGCAGAAGAAGGUUUAAGAACAGGCCUGAACUAAACAAGAACCUGGUUCUCUGUCAAAUAGCAGAAUUUUGUCAAUCAUCAAAGUCAGACAAGAAGACACAUGAGUAUUGUACAUAUUGUACUUCACCGUUGCCACGGCGUGCAGUUAAACAAUGCUUGUUAUGUGACGCUUUUCUCUGUGAAGACCAUUUAAAGGUCCAUAGCAAACAAGCAGAACACGUAUUGUUGGACCCCAGCGUAUCUCCAAAGAACAGAAAAUGCUCCAUCCAUAAAACAGUCCUUGAGUAUUACUGCAGUCAGGACUCUGCCUGUGUCUGUUCCCACUGCUGUAUAGUUGGUGAACAUAAAGGACACCAGGUGAUACCUAUCGGAGAAGCCAUGGAGAUGAAGAAAGACAAACUGAGGGACACUGAAGAAAAUCUAAAGCUCAAAAAGUCAGAGAUAGAGAAAAGUAUAAAGAUUUGCCUGCUAAAAGUUCAAGAAAAAGCACAUACUGCAUCAGAAACUGUUGAGGUUGAAGAGAUGAGGGAAAUCCUAGAAUUAGUCCAGGGAGGUCUAUUCAUAGAAGAAGGACAAGCUGAAUAUCUAGUUGAGGAUCUCAUUAGGCAGCUGGAAGCUAAAAGGUCUCAUUUGACCCAGUGUAUUGCCCACAUUGAAGAGCUGUGCUAUGACACUGACCCAUUCCUGGUCUUACAAGAUCAGGAGGACUAUAACCUGUAGUCCUUUGUGCAUGAGAGAUACAAGUUGCUGUAGUUGUGAGUUAUCCCCUCCCUUGUGCUUCUCAGCUGUGUCAGUCUCAUAGGAAUGAAUAGAGAAGUAACUGACUUUCUUUCCUGUGUCAGUUGGACAUCAGAGUGCUGAUCACAUGACACAGCUGAGGAUCAGAAGGGACAGGAUAUCUCACAGAUACAUUCACUAGUGAGAAGAUUACAUUCACUACAGUUUACAUGAUGCACCUUUCUAACAGAUCAGAGAAUACACGUUUUUGUGGGAGUUCUUCUUUAAGUAUUUUUUGUUAGUAGAAAGGACUUUUCCCUCCAAAGUGAGAUGUAUGGUCUAGGUGCAUAGAGAUGAUUUUGUGAUAGCUCACACAGGUUUACUUUUAGUUUACCUAACGCAUUUAUCAAAUAUAUGUAAUUUCAAAGCAUUUUUAGGAUACAUUUUUUAUGCCAUUUUUAUUUUGCGUCCUUUUGUAUAAGGUAUCUUUGAAAAUCGAUAACCCAAAAUUUUCUAAAUGAAAAAUAAAACUUGCCUCUCGAAAGAAGCCCAUUAUAGAUACAUGAUGCCACAAACUUACCUGUCCGUGGUCCAGCGGUAAGAUCUUCUGAGCGGCUGUACCGGAUGAGACAUGCUGCUGAGCCAGUACUAUAUUGACCUCCCGGCUUUGACCUUUUCCUGCACGACCUUUCUCUGUGUGUUGUCUGAACAGGUCCCAGCAGUUCUUACCGUGGGUGCUUGGUUUGACUCCCUGCACUUACCAGCAUAGGGACGGUCGACCAGUUGUGGACUUGCCGCUUAGGGCUUUCUCUGCAAGUAGUCAGGGACAGUGGGUUGGGUGCAAGUUUGGGCUCACUGAGUAAGUGUAUUUCUCUGCCUACUGUGCUGACACAGGAAUGAAAAAAUAACUAAAGCUAAUCCCCAUUAAGGUGACAAAGUAUGAAAAAAAGUAUAUAAAGAAAAAAGACUGAAGCUUUAGAAGACAGUAAAUACAGGUUGAUUCAAUUUUUGAGAGAAAUUGUUAGAUUUAAAUAUUUAAUAGAAGUAUUUACCGGAAAUAAAAGUUUCUUGUUGUAUUAUCAGAUUUUUUUCUAUUUCAGGGAAGUAAAAUCUUAAUUUGUGAUUCAAGCAGCAUGCACAUGCGGAAAUGUUCUCUCAUGUAUAAAUGAUUGAUUUUAAAAUACAAUUGGACUUUCAAACAACUGUUAGGACAGCCCUGGGGGCCCUUUAAAGCUUGUCACCACCAUGAUAGGAAAACAAAGACAUCUACCACACAGUAUUGAGUUGUUAAUAGUGUUGAUCGAGCAUGCUCGGCCGAACCCUAUGUGCUCGAGCGCAAUGCUCUAGUCUCCUCCCCGCACGUUUCUUGGCUGCUACGCAGCCAAUAGACGUGCAGGUGAGUGCCGCCAUCACUGUAAUGCCGUAUCCAUGUUGGUUUUUGGCAUUACAGUGAUUGGCUGGCCGGAACGCGUCAUCAGGUUCUAUAUAGCACCCGAUGACGCUUGUUCGGCUAAGUCUUAGUCAGUGAGACCUGAGCAUAGGAAGGGACAGACAGUGUAGGGAGUGUUAUUGGAAUAGUUUUGUUAGAAAAACCCACAAUAUUUUAUAGGGUUUGCUCACCUGCAGGCCCUCGCAUAUAAUCUUUUAG
Molecule: messenger RNA, 5615 nt
Organism: Bufo gargarizans (Asiatic toad)
Lineage: Eukaryota; Metazoa; Chordata; Amphibia; Anura; Bufonidae
Exons: 19
Coding region: 176-3970 (1264 amino acids)
Biological process (GO): regulation of apoptotic process
Molecular function (GO): zinc ion binding
Source: RefSeq, a predicted model, not a curated record